This is a messenger RNA of Lathyrus sativus (Indian pea), 297 nucleotides long. Lineage: Eukaryota; Viridiplantae; Streptophyta; Magnoliopsida; Fabales; Fabaceae. The record is from the annotation of a GenBank genome assembly.
AUGCAGUUUAUGUUAAACCUUCGUGUUACCCACGGUGUUCCUCUCUGUCUCUCCGGAAUCACCAACCCUCUCGCUCUUUCCAAAGAGAUGGCAGAUCACGAUCGUAGAAGAAAAGCCAUGAGAAAGCAAAGAUCAGUACAUGCAAAUCAAGAUAAGCGCUCUCAAAGGAACAGUAAUUUCGUUGAGAUCAAAGGUGGUGAAUCUGGUGAAGGUUAUGAUCAGGAAGAUCUGGAGGAAAUCUUGUAUCAAUUGUCUCGUAGUUAUUAUCUUACAGGUUUAUCAGCAAAAGCUGCUUGA